AUGUAUUUAACCGUGUCGACUCCUCUGUGGAGUUUACAGUCACAUUCUCCCUACCGUAGCAAUUAUUUCUAUCUAUCUAUCUAUCUAUCUAUCUAUCUAUCUAUCUCUUUCUUGUGGGAACUGUACAAUCAUGACCCCCGUCCUGGUGAUGUUCGCUUCUCAGAGGAUGGCAGACUACAAGAGCACGGUGACGGGUAUAUCAUCUAUUGGUCAGGCAAUUCAGUACCGGGGAGAUGGCUUUCUGGCGCUAAUUUCUUUCUUUCUUUCUUCUUCGUCUUCGAUAUUUAUCUUCAUUUUUUCUUCUUAUUCUUUAUUUAUAUUCGCUUUUCUUUUUCUUACCAUUUUUACGAUUUUCUUUCCCUUUCUUUCUUUCUUUCUUUCUUUCUUUCUUUCUUUUCUUUUCAGACUAUUUUUUCUUUCUUUCUUAUCUUUCUUUCUUUAUUUUUUUCCAGACUAUAUACUUUCUUUCUUUCUUUCUUUCUUUUUUUCUUUCUUUCUUUCUUUCUUUCUUUACGGACCGUUUUCUUUUUUCUUUCUUUUUUUCUUUCUUUCUUUCUUUCUUUCUUUCUUUUUUUCUUUCUUUCUUUCUUUCUUUCUUUCCAGACUAUUUUCUUUAUUUCUUUCUUUCUUUCUUUUUUUCUUUCUUUCUUUCCAGACUAUUUUCUUUCUUCCUUCCUUCCUUUCUUUCUUUCUUUCUUUCCAGACUAUUUUCUUUCUUUCCUUCCUUUCUUUCUUUCUUUCUUUCUUUCUUUCUUUCUUUCUUUACAGACCGUUUUCUUUCUUCUUUUCUGUCUUUCUUUCUUUAUUUUACUCCAGAUUUCUUUCUUUCUUUCUUUCUUUCCUUUCUUUCUUUCUUUCUUUCUUUUUUGUCAUCCAUUCACACAAACAUAUUAA
This is a messenger RNA of Acanthosepion pharaonis, 894 nucleotides long. The record is from the annotation of a GenBank genome assembly. Lineage: Eukaryota; Metazoa; Mollusca; Cephalopoda; Sepiida; Sepiidae.